Coffea eugenioides is the source of this 819-nucleotide messenger RNA. Its product is annotated as 1-aminocyclopropane-1-carboxylate oxidase 4-like. The record is from RefSeq and is a predicted model, not a curated record. Bases 130 to 819 code for a protein of 229 amino acids. NCBI's taxonomy places the organism in Eukaryota, Viridiplantae, Streptophyta, Magnoliopsida, Gentianales, Rubiaceae. The transcript is spliced from 3 exons.
UAAAUUGCCACCCCAAAAUCCAAAUCCCACACACAACACACAAACACACAAAAUACACAACAAAAUCCAACUCCCACGCACAAAACACACAUUUAGGAAAGAAAAAUAGCCACCACAAAGGCUAGUAAGAUGGAGAACUUCCCAGUAAUCAACAUGAAAAACCUCAAUGGUAACAAGAGAGCUUCCACCAUGGAGCAUAUAAAGGAUGCUUGUGAAAACUGGGGUUUCUUUGAGUUGGUGAACCAUGGAAUCCCACACGAGAUGAUGGACACAGUUGAAAGAUUGACAAAAGGUCAUUACAAGAAAUGCAUGGAGCAAAGGUUCAAGGAGUUGGUGGCAAGCAAGGCUUUAGAGGGUGUACAAGCUGAGGUUACGGAUAUGGAUUGGGAGAGCACAUUUUUCUUGCGCCACCUUCCUGUCUCAAACAUUUCACAAGUCCCUGAUCUAGAUGAUGAAUACAGGACCCUCAUGACGGAGUUUGCUGUAAGAUUAGAAAAAUUGGCUGAAGAACUUCUUGAUUUACUAUGUGAAAAUCUUGGUCUUGGGAAGGGCUAUUUGAAGAAAGCCUUUUAUGGUUCAAAAGGUCCCAAUUUUGGCACCAAGGUUAGCAACUACCCUCCAUGUCCCAAGCCAGAAUUGAUUAAGGGACUUCGACCACACACUGAUGCUGGUGGGAUUAUCUUGCUUUUCCAAGAUGAUAAAGUAAGUGGUCUACAACUCCUCAAGGGUGAUCAAUGGAUUGAUGUCCCUCCAAUGAAGCACUCUAUUGUGGCCAACCUUGGUGACCAACUCGAGGUACACUUUAAUUUCUUGGGAUAA